AUGAAGCUUAUGGUGAAGUGCUCUCUGAAUGUCGAUACUAGCGGCACGAAAGAGCUCAUGAUACACAACCCAUCCGCGACGUUGGGCAACGUGCGCGCCGCCAUUUCAAUCAACUUCCGCUUGCCUGUGUACGGUUUUCGCAUGACGCACGGCUCCGUUGACCUUAGCAAUGAGAAGGUGCUUCUUCGUGAUAGCGGGCUUAAGGACGGGGAUGUGAUUACUGUGGUGUCGAAGCGCGAUAGGGAGGAAGAAGUUGAGACGGGAGAACAGCAGCCUCGGGAAGAGGUGCAGACAACUGAAGUUUCAACGGCACCGACAACGUCGGUGACACCCGUAGCGUCUGCCACCACUGCUGCAAUGAGUGGCGUGGGGGGUGCUGAGCCUAUAGUGUCAAACAACGACAACGACAACGAUGNUAGCGUCUGCCACCACUGCUGCAAUGAGUGGCGUGGGGGGUGCUGA
Messenger RNA from Trypanosoma grayi, 462 nucleotides. RefSeq lists its product as hypothetical. Lineage: Eukaryota; Euglenozoa; Kinetoplastea; Trypanosomatida; Trypanosomatidae. The transcript has a single exon. The coding region runs from base 1 to 462 and encodes 153 amino acids. The record is from RefSeq and is a predicted model, not a curated record.